Molecule: messenger RNA, 858 nt
Organism: Peronospora belbahrii
Lineage: Eukaryota; Oomycota; Peronosporomycetes; Peronosporales; Peronosporaceae
Source: the annotation of a GenBank genome assembly
AUGAUGUUAAGGACAGCGACACUCUUUGGCUCGACUGGACUCUCACGGCAAGCGACAGCACGUCGUUUCACGAGCGUUAAGCUCGGAUAUAGAUUUCCGAAUGCACUACAGCCAACCUGUCACUCACCGUUGCUAUCACGCAUACACAAGGGACUAACGCGAGAGCAAGUGAGUCAACAAUACCAUUAUCGUUCCAGUAGUCGGCGUCCGAGUCGUGCCGUGUCGGGGGAUGUGGUGAUACUGGGACUGAUCUCUGCCAAUGUAGCAGUCACAAUAGGUUGGUUUCGAGCACAGGCGUCACCUCCACGACAUCCAGCGCAGAAACUGCGCCGUUUUCAACCGUCCAUGAGGACGAUGCUAACGCACUUUACUACAUCCACGCAGCAUCUUCAGGAGGGUCGAUACUAUACACUCCUAACGUCCAUGUUCAGCCAAGCAACGCUAGGUCAUUUGGGCGCUAAUAUGAUUGGACUCUACUUCUUUGGACGACAAUUGUGUGACGUGUUGGGCCAUAAAAAGUUUCUUGGGCUGUAUCUGGCUAGUGGUGUGCUUUCAUCUGCUGCAGCAAUGCUUGAACAGAAGCUGUCGGGAAAACUAAGCUACAACUUGGGUGCAAGUGGAGCUGUGAACGGUAUCACGUCGAUGAGCAUUCUGCUCUUCCCGCACGGAACGGUGUUGAUCUUUGGCAUUAUACCCAUGCCUGCAUGGCUGGCUGGAUCGCUUUUCAUUUUUAAAGAUGCUUACUCGCUUGUUACAGGUCAAGAGGAUGGAAUUGGUCAUGUUGCACACCUUAGCGGCGCAUUCAUUGGUGGUGUUUACUACUACUAUUUCCGUCGCCGAUACUAUCGACGUUUUUGA